AUGCCUCCUCCCCCGCCGCACGACCCCGAGCCUCACUGGCCCUACCCGUCCUUCAACGUCCGCAUUGAGGACCUCGCUCACCCCGGUGCGAAGCUCUUCCUCGACCACAUCCGCGUCGACGAGGCCUUGCGGUACGCCGUUGCCACCGUCUUCAGGUGGCUCUAUACCCCGAACUCUGUCCCCACACAUGUAGAGCAAGUUCUGCUCGUCCUCCGGCCCAUGGACGGCGUUGCGCACACCUUUGGUUCUCGCACGCACAAGGAGAUCCAUUUCUCUCUGAACCACAUCCGCAACUCCGAGGCCCGCGCCAAGGACGAGAUCCUUGGCGUGCUCGUGCACGAGAUGGUUCACUGUUACCAGUACAACGGCCUCGACAAAGCUCCCGGCGGGCUUAUUGAAGGCGUCGCCGGUAUACUGGGUCCGCUUGAACGCCGGCUUGGGCCCCCACACUGGAAGAAAGAGGCCGACGGGGAGUGGGACGCAGGCUAUCAGAAGACCGCGUACUUCCUCGAGUGGAUAGAAAGCCGGUACGGAGAUGGCACUAUCCGCGAACUCAACGAGGGCCUAAAGGACAAGGAGUACGACGAGCAUAUAUUUAAGGACCUUACUGGACGGAAGAUCUCUAAGCUAUGGAAGCUGUACAGAGCCCACCUGGAAGAGCUGCAGGGUCCGGCUCUCUGA
Messenger RNA from Epithele typhae, 681 nucleotides. RefSeq names its product plant basic secretory protein. The transcript is spliced from 3 exons. Lineage: Eukaryota; Fungi; Basidiomycota; Agaricomycetes; Polyporales; Epitheliaceae. The coding region runs from base 1 to 681 and encodes 226 amino acids. The record is from RefSeq and is a predicted model, not a curated record.